Penicillium bovifimosum is the source of this 957-nucleotide messenger RNA. RefSeq lists its product as uncharacterized. The record is from RefSeq and is a predicted model, not a curated record. The transcript has a single exon. NCBI's taxonomy places the organism in Eukaryota, Fungi, Ascomycota, Eurotiomycetes, Eurotiales, Aspergillaceae. Bases 1 to 957 code for a protein of 318 amino acids.
AUGUUCGAAGACUUCUCCUUCACCUCACCGUCCUCGCGACCAUCUCGCCUCGCCCUCGACGCCGACGAUCGCCUAAUGGUCGACACCGACAGCAACCUCAUAUCCCCGCUCUCCUCCCGCUGUCCCUCCCCCCAAUCCCAACGCUUCCGCAACAUCCCCCGCCCCCGCUCAACCCACUUCCACCGCAACCAACCGCCAACCUCCGUCCCCUUCCCCUACGAAGACCACAAACGCCUCUCCAUCUCAACCCUAACCCAGAAACUGCACGAACACACCCUCGCCUCGCCAACCGAAACCCGACCCCAGCAAGCCGGCCCUCCCCACAGCAAUUCCCACACCCGUCGCAGAUACCAAGGCUACGUCCUGACCCCACCAGACACAGACCACUCCGACGACUCGGGCGUCGACUGUCUCUCCUCCCCCUCCGCCUCUUCAAUAACUACCAGUCCAACCUUCCUACCGCCAGACCUCCUCUCCGACUGCCCGGAACUAAGUCUGAACGCAAACGCAAACGCCGGUGUGGGCCUCGGCCUCCCUUUCAACCCCCAAUCCAAACAAUCUCAUUCCCAGUACCAAGACAUCCGUCUCCAACGCCAACAGAUCUCCCAGCUCCAAUGCAACCAGCUCGAAGUCGAGGCCAUGCAGCGCUCGCUAAUGGAUGAAUCCGCUGAUUUCGAGUGCGCGCGCGACGAGGAUGAUUGUCAUCCUAGCUCUUUGCCGCCGCGGGCUUCGCCGAGACGGAGGGCGUUGACGCUUGCUAGGAGUCGGUUUGGGCCUGAGGGACAUGGGAAUGGGAAUGGCGAGGGGAGGGGCAGACGGAAGAGUUCUGUUGGGGCUGUGUUGUCGAGUCGGGUUGAGAAGAGUCAUUUCGGGGGGAAGAGGGGGGAGCAGGGACUGGGCUUGAGGAGGAAGAGUCUUGUUAGUGCGGCUUUGGCCAGUAUGGCCAUUGAGGAGUAG